AGUGGGUGAAGUGGCAAAUGGGCGAAGUAGCGCAUGGGCAAAGUGACAAAUGGGUAAAGUGGUUGUGGGCAAAGUGGUAAAUGGGCGAAGUGGCCGACACCCGUACAGUAUCGAUACAGCCUACUGGUAGGCUACACAAUUACAUAACGAUAAGUAGAAAAUGGCAGUCCAAGAUCAGCAGUUUUUGUGGAAUGUCUUCAGCAAGGUUGACAAGGAUAGAAGUGGAGCCAUAUCAGCAGAUGAACUGCAACAAGCACUGUCAAAUGGGACAUGGACACCAUUUAAUCCAGAAACAGUUCGACUCAUGAUUGGAAUGUUUGACAGGGACCAGAGUGGCAAUAUCAACUUUCAAGAGUUUGGUGCACUGUGGAAGUAUAUCACAGACUGGCAGAACACCUUCCGAAGCUACGACCGUGACAACUCAGGAUCCAUUGAUCAAAGAGAACUACAAACUGCUAUCACAAGCUUUGGUUACCGGCUUUCAGAGCGCUUCUUCUCCAUUCUCAUCAGGAAGUUUGAUCGGCAAGGCAAGGGAACCAUUGCUUUUGAUGACUUCAUCCAAUGUUGUAUCACUCUGCAGACCUUGACAAACGCCUUCAAAGCCUAUGACACAAACCGCAAUGGAUGGAUUGAGAUCAGCUAUGAGCAGUUCCUCCACCUUGUCUUCUCUCUUAAAGCCUGAACAACAGCUGAGUAUGAAUGAACACAACAGCAGCUGUAUGCCAACAUAACAACUGGAAUUGACCUAGCUAGGCGUUAAAGGCAUCCUUUGAACCAUUAGAGAAGUUUUUAUAUGCAGGCAAACAGGACAGGUCAUCAGUCUGUCCAGCUUUGUAAUGUUUCAUAUCUGCUUAUUAACUUGUACUUCAGCCAGAUACAUUUCUCUCCGUAUGUCAGUAUAAUGCAGUUGUACCCAAAUUGGGGGGGGGACAGUGAAAAAUAAUACUGAAACUGGAAGAUUAAGGACUGUUUGGAUUACUGUGUUGGAUUGUGUACGUCUGGAUUGGAAAACGAAACCCUCUGAACAUGUAUGUGUCAUUUGUGUUUCUCAAAGAGGCAGCUAUUUGGAUUACACUAAUACCAUAAUGAUAUUUCUGGAUAACUAUUCAAGUGUAUGUAUUCAUGUACAGAGUGUGAAACAACACGAUGACUGAUAAUAGCUGUGCAUUGCUGAACGUAUGCACGUGCACAGUGCUUAGUGCAUUCCAACAGCUGCCUGACAGUGACUAAAUAUUCAGGACCUCAUGCACUGAUUAACCAAAAUGUUACAGCUUGAGUUUUGGUGCCCCAUUUUGAAGACAGUGGUGCUCAGUGAUGCAUGAGAGGAGGGAUGUCAUCAAGGUACCAUUAGAAAUCACACUGCUUCUACUUUACAGACAUCCUUAUAUUUUAAUCAUAUAUCUCAUGGUUUGGGCGUUUUAACCCUUUUCCUCAGGGUUUGUUUUUUCUGGGAUACCCUGUAGAGUACAUUGAACAAUUCUCUGGUAAGCAUAGUGCUAUGGUUCACUAUUCUGCUGCACAGUGUUCAGUCACAAUGUAACAGCAACUGAAUACAUGCAUAACCAAAACAAAACUGAAACAAAAAGUACAACACCAACGUAAGGGUACAUUCCUGCUUUGCAUUUCACUGAUUCAAAAUUCUUCUCUUGAAUCGGUUCUUUUUUAUCUUUAGCAUAUUGAAUGCUUUUCUUUAACACAGAAUCUAAAAUUGACUACUUGCACUGUGUUUGAGAUGAAAGGUACUCUUCACCAGCAGUUUACCUAAAUAUUGAGAAUGGCUUAUUUCUAGUGGCAUUUAGGUUGACAUCUUGAUGGAAAGAGAAUUUCAUCUGACAUGCUGCUCUUUUGGAGAAAUGCUAUCAGUGGAGGAAAUAUACUAAAAUGAAGAAUAUGGACUUAAUCAACCUAGACAUUAAUACAGCACGAGAUUUAAUGCUAGAUACCACAACAAGGACCCCAGAAAUAUUCUCUCUUUUAACUAUGAAUCAAUAAUUGAACUUCCUUUGCAAGGUUGUCAUUUAGAUGAUGCUCUGUGAGUCCAUAGUGCUUAUUGGGCACUCAUGCUUGAACUGGUGACUUUUGUGAAGAUUGUAGUGUUCCCAGUUGUAAAAAUGUUCUCUGUGUGGGCCAAAAAGUGAGAUGUGACAGUAAUAAGAAUUAUUCCUUGGAAUACAGUGAGGUUAUUCUAUUGAUGUUUCACUGGACACUCUCAAUGGCCACCUUUUUUAAUUGAUGGCAGAAAGCAUUUCGUGGGGUUUUUUGUAGGGCAGCUAUCAUGGAGCAGUGGCUCUGAAAAAUAGUCCUUACGGUGCUUGUUGCCAGAGGUAUUACCAUGGUAACCGUGCAUCAUCUUUAUCUGACUCAUCUUUAGUUACUUUAGUUUGUAAAAUAAUCUACCAAUGGCAAAGAUCGAUUUGCAUUUAGCCUUCUUGUGAAUAAGGUAACUUGAUGACAGAUAACUGCAUCAGUUGGAGAAUAAGCAAUUGUCACUGCACUUUUGUGAAACUUACGCAUCAUGUGAAAUAUGUACAUGUAUAAAAAACUUAUGUUUGUGUUUUUUGGUGUUUACUUAUUAACUGUUUGCCCCCCUCCCCCAUUAACUCUCUAAUAUUUGUGUUUGUUUGCCUUCAUAAAUAAUUACUUUUAUUGAUACGCCUACUUAUUCAUGUUGUGUAAAUACUGUAGAUUUUCUCCCUCAAAUGUGUAAUUUUUGGGGGUACAGUGAUCAAAGAAUGCUGAUUCCAAGAAGUACUUUAUCAUGAACAAAGACAUUAACCUGAUCUAAAUCUGUGACUAUAUUUUAUAUAUGUGCCUCAUUAGUCUGUUGUUACUUUCCCACAUUUUUUAUAUAAUUGUUCAUAUUUUUCACAUUAUCUACUGCUGUUAUUGAGUGACCGGUGCACAUCUGUAUGCCUGGUGAGAGAUUCACAAUGAGAGGUGGCCUCGUGGCGGUCAGAGAUAUGUGCGUAUAACUAGUCCAACAUUAAUGUAGUUGUUUUAAAAUACAGCAGUACAACAUCAGUGACGUGUUUGGCACAAACACUGACUGUACAGUAUACAAAAAAAAACAUUGGGGAUUUUAAGAUGAAAAUUAGCAGUAACCAAAAAGCUGCAUUCAGCUCACGGUUUGGGUUAUAUAAAAAUAAAUAGGUCAAUCAUGCUUGGAAGGUUUCAAAAUU
This is a messenger RNA of Acanthaster planci (crown-of-thorns starfish), 3179 nucleotides long. RefSeq names its product programmed cell death 6 (gene pdcd6). The record is from RefSeq and is a predicted model, not a curated record. NCBI's taxonomy places the organism in Eukaryota, Metazoa, Echinodermata, Asteroidea, Valvatida, Acanthasteridae. Gene Ontology annotation, molecular function: calcium ion binding.